GGUGGAGCGGCUGGCACCGCCUCCCAGUGGGGACCGGCGCCCCGAGGGCUGGCCGGGCUAUAAGUUUGCCUCCGCACAGGUUGCCGUGAGAGUCGGCUGGCCGCCGCGCACCUGCCCGGAGCCGGCCCGCGGGAGGGAUCCUGCUCCAGGUCAGGGUACCUCUCCCGAGGCAGCGGCAGCGGCUUCUGCCAGCCCCGGCAGAGACGGAGAGGAAACUGGAAAUCCCACCCGGAGGAUGAGCAGGAGGGAUGAGGACUUGCUUCGCAUUAUGCGAUGAGAACGCUCGGGAAAGACCUCAAGUAGAGCAGAAAGCAAAGCCCACGGAGAGCAGCUAAGGACUCUGGAGUGAAUAUGAUUCAGGAAGCCGUGAGUUAAGUAAUUCUGUCUGCUUGUUUGCUAAUAUCACCUGCUAUUUCUGAAUACCGGGAAAGACACUUGAUCUUAAUGAUGGCAUAGAGAUAUUCAAGAUUACACUGUGUCCUCUGAAAAACAAUAUGAGCUUUAGUGGGUGAGUCACAAACAAGGUGUACGUUUCCUUCCCUCCUGAUCCCUUUCAAACAAGAAUAUUAUGCUACACUGUUUAUCUUGAGUAUUGAAAGGGCCGAGGUGAAAUUUCCCGUAUGCUGAAUAACUCUUAGGGUAGUACCAGGACUAAAACAACAUUUUUUCAGGGCUUCCACUAACAGCAUCCAACAUUUCCCUAUAACUACACUUUUUAUUCACUGGUACAAAAAACAGGGAACUUGGGUGGUUCACAUGAACAGACAUGCAUGUUUUAGACUUGUACAUUUUCAAAUUACUUUUUAUAGGUAAAACAUUGUGUCCUGCCGUUUAGUUACAUGGACCAUCAACUGUUCCCAGUAAGGGGAGAGGGUCCAUAUCUCAGUUCCCUCCCUGCUCCAUCAAAGCAGCAGAGACAUAUGACAAAAAUCACCUGACGUGUCCCGCUACUUGUUCUCACACUGUACAUGCAGGAGGCGACAGCGCUUAAAUGCAGGACUUCAGCAUAAGAAUAGGCACUGUCAUGUCAGAUUUGAUGUGGAAUCUUCAAGGAUAAUGUCAAACAGUGCAGAGGCUGGUCUAAACCACCAGCAGCAGGCUCAUUUGGUCUAAUGAGACUUUUACAUAGUCCUUAACUGGGCUCUGAAAUAUUAAGUGGAUAAAAUUGCCAUGCAUUGAGUUCCUUUCCAAAAACGUGUUUACCAUUAUUGAGAGCGACUUUGUUUAAUCUUCCACAUCAGUACCAUUACUCAGUCUUCAUAGAUUACUUUUUCUGUGAGAUUCUGAAUUAAUUCAAUAAGUGCAUGGAAAAAAUCCUCUUUAAAAAAAAAAUUGCUUUUGAAUUUCUUACCUCUUUUAUAUAGUUGAGUGGCUGUCUUUACGGGAAAAAGUUUUGAACUACCCUAGUCAGUAUUAAUCUUACAAGAGAACAGCACUAAUUUUACCCAUCCCUUUCAUACAGAAAAUUCUACUGAGGCACAGGUUUUUCCUAUUUCUAUUAUCUCAGCCCUCCUUCAAGACAUGGACGGUUGGAGUGAGGUUUCUUUCUCAAGCUUACUACGUCCUUUCAUUCAAACAGAUAAAUCAAAACACUUGGCAGUUUGUAAUAGAAGGGUGGAAUGGAACUGGAAAUGGGUUAGCAGUGACUAGCAGGACUUGGAGAUUGCAAGGCCCUGCCUUCAUCCAGGUCAGAAGAGAAGGAAUCCAGCAGGAGAGGAGCUAACAUGUGAGGCACUGUACUGCAGCACAAGUACAUGUAUGGAGAAGGCUGAAGACUUUAAAGGUUACUGUCCUGUAAACGAAAAUUGAAACUAAACAAAUGAAGCUCCCAAGAUAGGUUUGUUACCUCUGAGUUGUGGAACACUGAAACCAGAAAGAGGCUGAGAAAUAUAUUUGGCCACCUGUAAUUGGAACUGGAAUCAUUGUAUUCUGAGCAGUGUCAUCAUACCAGUUGUAAGUGUGAAUUUCCAGCAGGAAACUCUUCUGAUUUGUCACAGGAUUAAUGCUAUGACCUGGUGUCCUUGGCAGUCAAAAGUCCUUACUACAGGAGGUGGAAUGAAAGAUGGGAUUUUGUGUGUCUGGCACAUGAAUUGUGAGAAAAUCAUCCAAAGUGCAAUUUCAGAUUCGCAGAACUGAAAAUUUAUUUGGAGUAUUUCCUGUGGCUGGACCAGAGUAAGAUAUCAGACGUCCUUGAGCAUUUGAAACGGAUGUGAGAGAGUUUUUAGUCCUCAUGCAAAACAACCAACUAAACAUAACAGAUUACAUCAGCUCAGGCUUUUCAAUUCCUGGAUGGCAGCAGAGUGCUAAUCCAACCUUCAUCCUGGAUUUCAUAAACUGAAACAAGGGAGGCUGGCAGGAGCAGCGCUGCCGGAUUGAGGAAGCUGACGACGGUGAAACAUGUGGGCAACACACUUUAUAAAGCUCAUAAACUUGUAGGCUGAUGUGUGCAGCUACCACUUUGGAUUCUGUACUGCUACUUCCCUCGGCAAGAGGCACCAGCAGGCUGAGCACUGAGACCUGCUCUCUGGGAUGGAGCAUUUACCCCUGCAAGAUAUGAAAGGCUUCUUGUUGCUCACACUCCUCCUGAUGCCCGUGCACGCUGGAGCUGCCUGGAGUGCGAAAUACGCAGUAGAUUGCCCCGAUCCUUGUGACAGUAACGCAUGCAAAAGUACUGCGCGCUGCAAGCGCACAGUGCUGGAUGACUGUGGCUGCUGCAGAGUGUGUGCAGCUGCUCUGGGGGAGACUUGCUAUCGUACUGUCUCGGGUAUGGAUGGUGUCAAGUGUGGUCCUGGGCUGAAGUGCCAGUUUUACACUGAGGAGGAUGACUUUGGUGAUGAAUUUGGUAUCUGCAAAGAGUGUCCCUAUGGUAGCUAUGGAAUGGAAUGCAGGAAAACCUGCAACUGUCCCUCUGGCAUCUGUGACAGAGUAACAGGGAAGUGUUUGAAAUUCCCGUUUUUUCAACUGUCUGCUUCAAAGCCUCCAAAUCGACGAAAAAUAUCUUCACACACAGACAAUGACAUGGCAUCAGGGGAUGGAAAUUCUGUCAAAGAGGAAUUCGUUAAAGAGAAAGUUAUUCGCUCUCCAGUAAUGAAAUGGCUAAAUCCUCGCUGAUAUUUACUUACACUUGUAAGACUUUCAAGUGAAUGCAUUACUCACAGAUUAAUGAUUAUGCAACAACACACUUUAAGAACAAAGUAGAUCUAUAACAUAUGAAUAUGUAAUCUCUGAAGCUGAAAUGUGACCUGUUUUUAAUGAGAAAAAUGUUUACUUAAAAAUAAGCUGUACAGUGUAUAUGACUUUUGAUAUUUGUUUUGAUAAGUAUUUGAACAGAGAAAUGUAUUGUGGACUUUUGAAUGUGUAGUUAUACUGAACAUGAUCAUUUAAAUAGUGCCAGAAGCGGACUCUUGCCUGCCUGAGGCUGGAAAAAGCUCUCACUGAAUGAAGAGGAUGGUUUGGGUGAGUGAUACUGUUGAUGUGGAACCAUCAUGAAACACACAUAAACAACACCUCAUGUGGAAGGAACACCCCUGUUCAAUAACAAUAAUAACAACAAAAGCAUGACAGUGUAAUUUAAAUAAACUGAUAUUAGUUCUUAACAAUUUUCUAGUUUUUGGAAACUUGGUGACAAUUCCUCAGAGAUAAAUAAGCCUUUCUUCAGAGAGAAAACACCCAGCACUUCAGUUUAUACAUUGUGAAUAAGUUAGGCAAGACACCGCAGACAUAUAUUGUAUUUAGUUGAAUUUCUAAAGUUAAAUUUUGUACAGAAAAUCAGCAGAUUGGUAAAUUCUACCAAUUUGUAGAAGGGGAUCUCAAACAAAAGAAGCUGCUUAUCAUUAUUUAAAUAUAUAUGUUUCUAUAAACCAGCUAGUUGGUGUAAUUAAGGCAAUAUAUGCAUUUCUUUAGAAAAAGUGGUGAGAAGCCAGCAAAGAGACCUUCAUACUUUCCAUCUUCACUGCUGGCUAUGGCCCAGAUGUGACUCACAGGGUGUUUAUUUGAUCCAAGGAAGACUUGGACCCUCAGCAAAUGACAGUGCAGAUGCAGACUACAGUAUUUUGGUACCCAGUCCUUUGUUUCUCAAUUGCAUGAGCAAGUGGUCCCAUUUCAGACAGAAAAAAACAUACAUAUGUUAGAGUGUUGCAGGAAUGGGCAGUCCUUCAUUCAGCCUAAGCUGGAUGAUAUAUGUGUAAGUCAAAAAUCACCACUCAGAAGGGCUUGCUAAUAUAUCUGAAAACAACCAGGCCCACAGAUAAUGAAAAUUGAUGUUGUUGUGUCAGACUGAACCUGGAUGAUAUAAGUUUAGGGACAGCUUUGUAACACAGAGCACUCUCAUUGGAAGUGUGGCUUGAUUUUAACAUUUCAUUUGAAAUCAGCCUGAGCUUUGACAAUGACUGCAGUGAAAGAAGAAACACACAGUACAGCAACCAGAGUUAGUUCGGGAUCUGAAAGCAUACUUUUAAAACUAUGUGCAACAGAAACUCUAAUGUCCUUAAGGAGAUCCAAAGCCAACAUCUGUGAAAGCAGGUCACCUGAGAAAGCAGGCAUGAAUCAUGCUGAUCUGCAACAAGAGGUUGAUGACAGAAGCAGACACCCAAAUGUCAGGAUGAACGACAGAUUCUCUUGCCAUGAUAAUUGGAGACAUACAAACAUAAAUUUCAAACUAUCAUAGUACCACAUUAUAACCUGUAUUGAAUGUUAGGGUCUGAGAGGGAAUAAUGUUAUCUUGGGCUGUUGAUUCUAAUCUACUGAUAUCAAAAGUAAUUUUUUCUUGAUUUCAGUGAGAGCAGGAUCAAACCGAUCUUUCAGCAGACUGAUGAGAAAUAUUUAAAGAAUGUAGUAAAUACUGCAUACAUUAUUAAUAUUUUGCAACAGUGUCAUAAAUGACAAGGUCUUGAA
Molecule: messenger RNA, 4893 nt
Organism: Catharus ustulatus (Swainson's thrush)
Lineage: Eukaryota; Metazoa; Chordata; Aves; Passeriformes; Turdidae
Gene: ESM1
Product: endothelial cell specific molecule 1
Exons: 12
Coding region: 2530-3111 (193 amino acids)
Cellular component (GO): extracellular region
Source: RefSeq, a predicted model, not a curated record